AUGUCAAAUGAUAAAAAAAUUAAUAGUGAUGAUUCAUCAUUGAUUUAUAAAACAUCAACAUCAUCAUCGCCAUCAUCAUCAUCAUCAUCACCAUUGCAACAAAAACAAAAAGAAGAUCCAUUAUCGGAUAAAUUAACAGAAUAUCCAAGUACAACAAGCCUUGGAUUUGGAGUCGAAGACAGCAUUACUGUUGUUGUAAGCAUCGAAGAUGCUGAUAUUAAAUCUAAACAAAUAUCACCGAUAGCAGCAAGUUUUCCAUUUGAUCAGAAAAUUUCAAACAAUGUUGAUAUAUAUGAUUGUUGUUUAAUUGCAAUCGAAUGUAGUAAACAUAAACGGCUUGCAUUACAAAAAAUGCCGAAUCAAUGUUACUAUUUGCCGAUCACCAGAUUUAAUAUUGUAACUGAUUCAUUUGAAAAGAUUUUCAAUGAAUUUUGUGAAUCAAAUACAAUGUCAUUACCAAAAGGGAAAUUUUCUUCACCUGAAUUAAUUGAUGAAUGGCGCAUACGACAACCAAAAACUGAACAAUUUUUCACUCGUUUUAUUUUCAAAACAAUUAUUGAAACGGAUGAAAAAGAAAAAUGCUGUAUUGAUAGCGAUACAGUUCGUUGGCUAAAUGAAAGUGAUCUGAAAAAUCUUCAAGAUCCAAUGUCAAAAAAUAUUCUUGUCUGGGGUAUAGAACCGUUCAACAUUCUCCAUAACUCACAACAACAGAAACAGCAGCCUUGUAAUAUUCUAAAAGAAUUACAAUUCGAAGAUAUUCUACUAUUUGAUGAUAAAAAUAUCAAUGAUUUAAUUGAUUCGGUAAUCGAUUGGACAGAAUUGGAAAGAAAAUCAAUCUAUAAUGAAUAUCUUGUACAUUGUUAUCCAUCACAGACAAUGUCAUUUCCAGCAUUCAUUAGUUUUUCAUUCAAAUUAUCCAUAUUGAAUCAUUUUACACCAAAUGAAUUACGUAUGAUGUAUAGAUCAUUUGAUCGUAAUAAUAAUUUUGCCAUUGAUUUUCAACAAUUAAUCAUUGGUAUUAUAUUAAUGUUAGAUGAUAAUGAUUUAAAUCAUCGUAGUCCAUAUUGGAAUGAAAAAAGAUUUCAAUCAUUAUUUAAUUAUUAUGAUCUUGAUAAUGAUAAUCAAUUAAAUAAUGAAGAAUUGUAUAAUUUAUUUAAAGAUUAUUAUGAAAAACUUGAUUCAUUUCUUUACGAUCGUUCAUUAAUACCGGCAUGGAUGAAUGAAGAAAAAAGUCGAAAAGAUUAUAUUAAUAAUAUGAUGCAAAAAUAUUCGACAAACAAUAUUGUAACUAUAACACAAUUGGAAAAAAUUAUGAAUGUUUUAUCAAAAUCAUAUACAAAAUUACCACAUAUGUGGCAAUUAUUAUAUCGUAUGCCAUUCAAUGUAUUAACAUAUGCAUCGGUUACAUUUUGUUAUCGACAAACAUUUCAAUCAACAUUUCCAUAUUAUACAGAUUUAAAUAUCAAUAAUUAUUAUAUUGGUAAUAAUAAUAAUAUUCGAUGUGAGAAUUGUUCAAAAAAUCGUUUUGCACUUUCCAAUCAAGUAAUCUGUUUAUCAUUGGAUGGUGAAAUAUGUGAUAUAAUACGAUUGGAACCAUUUUCCGAACGAUCAACAUUAGAAUUUAUUGUUGAUAUACCGGAUGAUGAUAUAUAUUUAUUGACCAUUGAUGUUUUAGUACGUUUACAACGUUUAUCAUUAUUUUUAUUCGGUACAGAAAUAUUUCGAACAUCUAGUAGUAAUAAUAGUAAUAAUAAUCAUGAAGAAUUAUUAAGAAAUUGGUUUUUUCCAACACAAAUGGAAAUGAUGGAAACAAUAAGAAUUAUUGCACAAACUGUAAUGGAAAUAUUUGCUAAAGAAGAACGUUGUUUAAAGAUAAAAUCACCAUGUUAUGUAUUUGGUGAUUUACAUGGUAAUUUUAAAGAUUUGAUUGCAUAUUCACAAUAUUUUUGGAAAUGUUCACCAUUUUUAAAUACAGGAAGAUAUUUAUUUUUAGGUGAUUAUGUUGAUCGUGGUAAUCAUAGUAUUGAAGUGAUUAUAUUUUUAUUCUGUUUCAAAAUAUUGGCACCGAAUAAUUUUUUUAUGUUACGUGGUAAUCAUGAAAUACGUGAUGUACAAAGACGAUUUACAUUUUUUUCCGAUUGUCAAAAACGUUUAAAUGUUGAAAUUUGGGAUCUAAUUAAUGAUUGUUUUGAUUGUAUGCCAUUAUCUGCCGUUAUUGAUGAUUGUAUAUUUGGUGUUCAUGGUGGUAUUCCAGUAUCGGUUACAACUAUUCAACAAUUGAAUGAUAUUCCAAUAACAUUAUCAAAUCCAUUUCAACAGAAUAGUGCUGCAUGGGAAAUGAUGUGGAAUGAUCCAAUCAAUUAUGAAGAAUUAUUAUUAUUACCAGAAAAUCAGCGUAAAUUCAUUAAUAAUAAUGAAAAAGGAUUUUGUCGAAAUUUUAAACGUGGUACUGGAUAUUUAUUUAGUGAAAAUGCAGUGAAAAAUUUUUUAAGAAAAAAUGCUAUCGAUUUUAUUAUACGUGCACAUGAAGUAUUUACCGAUGGAUUUAAUUUCAAUUCACAAGGUAAAGUGAUAACCAUUUUUUCUUCAUCCGGUUAUUCAAUUCCAUCAAAUAAAGCAUCCAUUUUGUUAAUAUCGAAUAAUAAGAUUCGUAUAAUAAGAACUUAGAAAG
Molecule: messenger RNA, 2671 nt
Organism: Dermatophagoides pteronyssinus (European house dust mite)
Lineage: Eukaryota; Metazoa; Arthropoda; Arachnida; Sarcoptiformes; Pyroglyphidae
Cellular component (GO): nucleus; cytoplasm
Molecular function (GO): protein serine/threonine phosphatase activity; calcium ion binding
Source: RefSeq, a predicted model, not a curated record